This is a messenger RNA of Octopus sinensis (East Asian common octopus), 1290 nucleotides long. RefSeq names its product AB hydrolase superfamily protein C1039.03. Bases 217 to 1185 code for a protein of 322 amino acids. The record is from RefSeq and is a predicted model, not a curated record. The transcript is spliced from 8 exons. Lineage: Eukaryota; Metazoa; Mollusca; Cephalopoda; Octopoda; Octopodidae. Gene Ontology annotation, molecular function: hydrolase activity.
AAGUGUGGGGGAAAAGAAAGAGAGAGAAUUAGUGAAACUGAGGGGGAAAGAAACAGAGAGUUAGUGAAAAAGAAAGCAUUACCACCCAACAUAGAGAGGUUCUAAAGAGGCAGAGUCAUUUACAGAGAAAGAAAGAGAGGAAGGUUUCGAAUCUAGUUGGCAACAAUCACUACUGCUGCUCUGUACUACUACUGCAAUAGGAACAAUUCGUGAACGAUGAAUGCGACCGGUGGUGAGAAGGCUAAAAAAACUGUCGGACUCAUUGAGUCCGAUGCUUUGGGGGAUAUCUCGGUGAAAGAAAAUAUAAAACCGGCCUCCGAAUUAUCGGUCAGCGAGAACCGCCAUCAAUUUGAACGUUUCUGUUGUGAAGUUGUGCCCCGACCCGAUACCAAACAUGGAGUAACAGUUCAAGAAAUGACCGUACCUACCGUAGACACAGAAAUUGGGAUUCCUAUAACAAUUUAUAAUCCCCAAAUCUCACCUUUAGACGCAGCAAUAAUGGUUUACUUUCAUGGUGGUGGAUAUAUAAUGGGGUCAAGAAGCACUGUUGAAGAUACAUGUAAAAUAUUAGCUCUCAAAGCACAAUGUUGUGUUGUAAAUGUUGAAUAUCGGUUGGCACCAGAACACAAGUUUCCUGCUUGUUACAACGAUGCUAAGGCAGUUCUACGUUGGGUCAUGAUGAAUAAAUUUCUUGUAGGUGGUAUGCAGCGAAGUAUUGUUGGAGUUGCAGGUGAUAGUGCUGGUGGAAACAUUGCUGCAGCUGUUUGUCAUGAAGUCCCAGGAAUAGCUUUUCAGGUGUUAAUAUAUCCAUUGAUAGAUUUGACUUGCAAAAAUGAAUCGCACAAAACAUUUGCAAAUGGACCCGUUAUAAGUCAAAAAGAUAUGAAGUUUUUCAUUGACAAUUUUCUCAACAAGGACGAAGAAAAGAUGAAUGCUAGAGGCUCACCAAUUUACAGGAAAUCCUUUCAAGAUAUUCCUCCAGCCUUGUUUAUUGUUGCUGAAAUUGAUCCACUUAAAGAUGAUUCACAUGAAUACGGGAAGAAAAUUCGUGAGAAUGGCAUAAAAUCAAAAUCGCUUCUGAUCAGAGGUGUUGUUCAUGGCUUUUUCACCUUACCAGGCAUCUUUGAGAAGUCUUGCCAGAAGGCUUACGAAGAAGUAGGCACUUUCAUCAUGUCACAGUUAUAAACCAAGACCAAUUUUGUGGUUUCAUCCAUACGAUAUUUUUCUCUGUCUCUUUCACUCACACACUCACACCUCGUUUCCCUAAAACUUUGCAAAAAAAAAAAAAAA